Rosa rugosa (rugosa rose) is the source of this 1921-nucleotide messenger RNA. RefSeq names its product pentatricopeptide repeat-containing protein At5g09450, mitochondrial. Lineage: Eukaryota; Viridiplantae; Streptophyta; Magnoliopsida; Rosales; Rosaceae. Gene Ontology annotation, molecular function: protein binding. Gene Ontology annotation, cellular component: mitochondrion. The transcript is spliced from 3 exons. Bases 181 to 1374 code for a protein of 397 amino acids. The record is from RefSeq and is a predicted model, not a curated record.
GAGAGAAGCCGCAGCAGCUUUUGGAAGAAGCUGAUCAGAAGUUGUGUUACCAAACGCUUCUCCAUCUUGUGCUCAUAAGCAGGGGAGCUAAAAAGCCCUCCCAAACGCAGCCAUAAUAUGCUGCAGUAGGCGCGCUUGGUGACCCAAGCCAAACACUAAACCCAAAAUAGGUGAGCGGCGAUGGCGUCUCGGUCACUUUUCGUCACUCUCAGACGAAAAUGCAGUGCGAGCCGCAUGGUGGGCAACACUUGUAUUUCAAGAUCGUUUUCUUCAGGUGCUCUGAGUGAAUCUCUCCAAGAUUCUCAGGAAAUUGACGACCUGAAGACCAGAAUCUUCAGGCUGAGGCUGCCCAAGAGAAGCGUCACCAACGUUCUUGAGAAAUGGGUCUAUGAAGGUAACCAAAUCACCAUCUCAGAGCUUCGCCAGAUCUCGAAGGACCUUAGGAUGUCUCAGCGUCACAAGCACGCUCUCGAGGUAUCGGAGUGGAUGGUCGCCCAUAAUGAGUUUGAGUUAUUAGAUUCAGACUAUGCAGUCCGCAUUGUCUUGAUGACAAAAGUCUUUGGUAUUGAUGCUGCAGAACGGUACUUUGAAGGUCUACCUCCUACUGCAAAAACUAGUGAGACAUAUACUGCUCUCCUCCACUGCUAUGCUGCAGCAAAAUUGACUGAAAAGGCUGAGGAUCUCUAUGAGGGAAUAAAGAAUUCGAAGCUGUCCCUUAGUGCCCUUACUUACAAUGAGAUGAUGACUAUGUACAUGUCAGUGGGACAAGUGGAGAAGGUCCCUUUAGUUGUUGAAGAACUAAAACGGCAGAAGGUUGCCCCAGAUAUCUUCACUUACAAUCUUUGGAUAAGUUCAUGUGCUGCAAUGCUAAAGAUAGAUCAAGUUAAAUGGAUAUUAGAUGAAAUGAGAUCUGAUCCUGGUUUUGCUGAAGGCUGGGAAACAUACAUUAACCUGGCCAAUCUAUAUAUCAAUAUUGGUCAUCUGGUGAAUGAAGAAUUCAACUCUCUGGUUGAAACUGAGAAAGGAAUCACACAAAGCGAAUGGAUUACGUACGACUUCCUCAUUAUUCUGCAUGCUGGUUUAGGAAACAAAGGUAGAAUCGAUCAGAUAUGGAAAUCCUUGUUAAUGACAAAACAAAAGAUGACAAGUAGAAAUUAUAUUUGCAUCAUUUCCUCAUAUAUAAUGCUUGGGCAGCUGAAAGAAGUGGGAGAAGUUGUUGAUCAGUGGAAGCUUUCAACCACUGCAGAUUUUGUUGUUUCUGCCUGUAGGAGGGUUUGGAAUGCAUUCAGAGACAUUGGGUUGACUGAAAAAGCCCACGACUUCCACGCACUUCUGAUUCAGAAGAACUGCGAUUCUUCAAAUUCGUUAGAGUAGGCCUGAAAAUGAGUUUUGUUUUAGAUAAUUGAACUACAGACAAGCCAGUUUUAUGGCGUCUGGACCAGUCCGGAGGAGUAAUAAACAGUUGCAUGAAAUUCGCAUGUUUUUUUUCUUUUCCUGGAAAUUGGUAUUCAUCCUGGAGUGCUUCUAUCCAGACUUUCAGAUAUGCUAUUUGGACCUCUUCUUCCAAUUUUAACCCCUCAUGGCCUCCGUUCUCAUCUUCUACCAACACUACACCAACACUAUCGCACAGCAUCUCCUGCAGAAUUCAGUCCAACCACUUCCGGUGGUGUCACCUACUACCAUUGAGUCAUCGUCCCCAGCAUGAUCUCCCAAUAUAUUAUGUCCUCCCAUCAUGCAUGCCAUGGCACCAUCACUAUCAAUCUUAGAAUGAGAAGCCGUCUCUCAACAUGCGGGGUGAGAGAGACGCAAAAGCCGCUAAACUGUAAUUGUAAUUUUUUUAGUUUUUAAAAAUCAUACAAGGUCUGCAUAUCAAUUUUAGAAGGUAUGAAUAAAAUUACCCUUCAUCACGUUUCAUUCCAUC